Molecule: messenger RNA, 2944 nt
Organism: Brachypodium distachyon (stiff brome)
Lineage: Eukaryota; Viridiplantae; Streptophyta; Magnoliopsida; Poales; Poaceae
Product: linoleate 9S-lipoxygenase 2
Exons: 6
Coding region: 87-2681 (864 amino acids)
Biological process (GO): lipid oxidation
Molecular function (GO): metal ion binding; protein binding; oxidoreductase activity, acting on single donors with incorporation of molecular oxygen, incorporation of two atoms of oxygen
Source: RefSeq, a predicted model, not a curated record
UUGUUCUUCAAGCUCACACGCCACAGCUAGCCAGCCGCACUACCAAAUAGUAGCACAGUUCACCCUUAGUACAAGCAUAAACCAAUAUGUUCGGCGGCGGUCUGAAUGUCCUCGGUGACCUGACCGGGGGGCUCAAGAAUGGCCGGCUCAAGGGUUCGGUGGUGCUGAUGCGCAAGAACGUGCUCGAGUUCAACGAUUUCAGCGCUUCCCUCGUCGAUGGCAUCACCGAGUUCCUCGGCCGAGGCGUCACUUGUCAGCUCAUCAGCUCCACCGUCGUCGACCCCAAUAACGGGAACCGGGGGAAGGUAGGAGCGGAGGCGAGCCUGGAGCAGUGGAAUAUGGCGAGGCUGCCGUUCAUCACGGCUGGGGAGACCAAGUUCGGGGUCACGUUCGACUGGGCGGUGGAGAAGAUGGGCGUUCCCGGUGCCAUCAUCGUCAAGAACAACCACGCCUCGGAGUUCUUCCUCAAGACCAUCACCCUCGACAACGUCCCCGGCCACGGCACCGUCGUCUUCGUCGCCAACUCAUGGGUGUAUCCGCAGGGCAUGUACCGCUACAACCGCGUCUUCUUCUCCAACGACACGUACCUGCCAAGUAAGAUGCCGGUGGCACUGAAGCCGUACCGCGAGGACGAGCUCCAGAACCUGAGGGGCGACGACCAGCAGGGUCCCUACGAGGAGCACGACCGCGUCUACCGCUACGACGUCUACAACGACCUUGGCGACAACCGUGAAAUCCUCGGCGGCACAAAGGAAUUCCCCUACCCUCGCCGCUGCCGCACCGGCCGCAAGCCCUCGGAAACAAAGCCCGACCAUGAGAGCCGGCUGCUGCCGGUGGUGCAGAACAUCUACGUGCCGCGAGACGAGCUGUUUGGGCAUCUCAAGCAGUCGGACUUCCUCGGCUACACCAUCAAGGCGCUGGUGGACGGCAUCGUGCCCGCGAUCCGCACGUACGUGGACCUGUCCCCCGGCGAGUUCGACUCCUUCAAGGACAUCGUCAAGCUCUACGAGGGCGGCCUCAAGCUUCCCAACAUCCCGGCACUGGAGGAGAUGCGCAAGCGCUUCCCGCUCCAGCUCGUCAAGGACCUCAUCCCCAUCGGCGGUGACUACAUCCUCAAGCUCCCAAAGCCACAAAUCAUCAAGGAGAAUGAGAAAGCAUGGAUGACUGAUGAUGAGUUCGCGAGGGAGAUGCUUGCUGGCGUGAACCCGAUGAUGAUCAAACGUGUAACGGAGUUCCCUCCGAAGAGUACUCUUGACCCCAGCAAGUACGGCGACCACACCAGCACUAUCACCGACGCUCACAUCCGUAACAGCCUCGAGGGCCUCACCGUGCAGCAGGCACUCGCCGGCAACAAGCUGUACAUCGUUGACCAACACGACAACCUGAUGCCUUUCCUGGUCAACAUCAACAACCUCGAUGGUAGCUACAUCUACGCCACCAGGACUCUGCUCUUCCUGCGAGGCGACGGCACGCUCACGCCGGUGGCUAUCGAGCUGAGCUCGCCCCUGCUCCAGGGCGGCCUGACAACCCCGGACAGCACCGUGUACACGCCGGCUUCGACCGGCGUGGAGGGCUGGGUGUGGCAGCUCGCCAAGGCAUAUGUGGCCGUGAAUGACUACGGCUGGCACCAGUUGAUCAGUCACUGGCUCAACACCCACGCUGUGAUGGAGCCCUUCAUCAUCGCCACGAACAGGCAGCUAAGCGUGAUCCACCCUGUGCACAAGCUCCUGCAUCCGCACUACCGCGACACGAUGAACAUCAAUGCACGGGCGCGGGGGCUGCUCAUCAACGCCGGUGGGAUCAUCGAGAUGACUGUCUUCCCUCGCAAGUACGCGAUGGAGAUGUCGUCUGUCGCCUAUAAAGACUGGAACUUCACCCAGCAGGGGCUCCCCGAGGAUCUGAUCAAGAGGGGCAUGGCGGUGCCGGACGCGUCGAGCCCGCACAAGGUGCGGCUGCUGCUCGAGGACUACCCAUACGCCGCGGACGGGUUGGCUGUGUGGAACGCCAUUGAGCAGUGGGCGGCGGAUUACCUGGCCAUCUACUACCCCAGCGAUGCCGUGCUCCAGGGCGACGUGGAGCUGCAGGCAUGGUGGAAGGAGGUGCGUGAGGUGGGCCAUGGCGACCUCAAGGACGCGCCAUGGUGGCCCAAGAUGCAGACAGUGGGGGAGCUUGUUAAAGCUUGCGCCACCAUCAUCUGGACCGGGUCGGCCCUGCACGCUGCCGUCAACUUCGGGCAGUACCCAUAUGCAGGCUACCACCCGAACAAGCCAUCAGCGAGCCGGCGGCCGAUGCCGAAGCCUGGCAGCGAGGAAUAUGCGUUGUUGAUGCGCGAGCCAGAGAAGGUGUUCAUUCGCACCAUCACCAACCAGUUGCAGGCUAUCAUCGGCAUCUCACUACUGGAGAUCCUUUCCAAGCACUCCUCUGACGAGAUUUACCUCGGUCAGCGUGACACACCGGAGUGGACGUCAGAUGCCAAGGCGCUAGAGGCGUUCAAGCGGUUCGGCUCGAGACUGGAGAGCAUCGAAAGCCAGGUGGUUGCGAUGAACGGGAACCCCAAGCUCAAGAACCGUGUUGGGCCGGCCAAGUUUCCGUACAUGCUACUCUACCCCAACACUUCCGACCGCAAGGGCGAUGCUGAAGGGCUCACGGCUAGAGGCAUCCCGAACAGCAUCUCCAUCUGAGGAGGUCGCUACAUACAUGGUGCACGUAUCAGCACCGAUCGGCUCGGAGGGUGUUGAUGACUGUGUUUGGAAGGACUAUGGAACAACCGAUGAUUUCCUCGAAUAAUAAUGUAACGUACGAUGGUGUGUAUUGUUCGAUCAGCACCGAGAGUGUUGUGCGAGCAGCCGACUACGUGCUGCUACCUGAUGGUUUAUGUGCCAAUGUGUAAAAUUUCCUUUCAUUUGCCUAUUAAUGAAGCCAUUCUAAUCUUCUGUUUCUUCCA